AUGAUAUUAAUAAUUGGAAAAGCCGUCUAUUGUAAUUCUAAUGCCAUGAAUAAACAUACCAAUAUAAGAAAUUCGGACUUUUCUGAUUUUGAAGAAACUAACCUUCGUCGUACCGUAAAAAACCCAGAACAAUUCCAGCUAGCAUAUCACAAUGAAGCAGCUGAACAGAACAUGGCUCUUAAACGCGUCUCUCAAAAAUACAACAAGCCUUUUUAUAACAGAACAACAGAUCCAAAAUUCGAAUCAAUAAGCACGCGAAAGAAAAAAAAGUCCACUCAAUUCGACAAUUCAAAUAAUAAAAACACACAUUCUUUUGAGGAAAUACAUGAACAUAUUGAUGAAACAUAUGACAGCGGCUCCCAGUACCAAGCAUCGGAACCAUUUGAAUCUGAAACUUUACCACACACAAAUGUGGAAAAUAAAACAAACAAAAAACAUCGCAACCAUGUUAAAACUAAAAUAAAACAUCACCAUCAUCAUCAUCAUCAUAACCAUAUUAAAGAGCUUAUAAAAACAGUACCACAACCAUAUUCGGUUGAAAAACUUGUGCAUGUACCAAUUGAAAAAGUGGUAGAAAAAGUUGUGCAUGUUCCUAAAUUUAUAAAUGUUACCAUAGAAAAAAUUGUACACGUACCAAUAGAAAAAAUAGUCGAAAAAGUGAUUCAUAUCCCAAAGCCGUAUGUUGUUGAAAAAUUAGUUGAAAAAAUAAUUCAUGUUCCCAAACCAUAUCCUGUUCUUAGAACUGUUCCGUAUCCAAUUGAAAUUAAAGUUCCGAUUCAAGUCGAAAAAAAAGUACCGUUUCCAUACAAGGUUGAAGUUGAAAGAAAAGUUCCCGUUUAUAUUCAAACAAAAGAGCCAUAUACAUUUGAGAAGUCAAGUACUGAACACUAUAGUCAAUUCGACCAGCCGAAAUUUAACAUUGAAAGGGGCCUGGGGAACCAUCAUUACAAUAGUCAAUUCGACCAGCCGAAAUUUAACACUGAAAGGGGACUGGGGAACCAUCAUUACAGUAGUCAAUUCGAUCUGCCGAAAUUUAACAUUGAAAGCGGCCUGGGAAACCAACAUUACAAUAGGGUUUAUAAAUUCAAAGAACAAAAAAUUCCUAAUAAAAUAGAAGAACUUCAAUAUACUGUUGAAAAUGAAAAUAACAAACAUUUAGAGAAUAGCGGCAGUCAACAGUAUGCAUCUGCAAGCGAAAAUAUGCCCUGGAAAUUUUUAGGCAGCAAUUCACAGCUUUUAGUCAACAUGAACAAUGAAGGUCAAGGCAAGCCGCCGAAAUUCCAUAUUGAAAGCGACAAUAUAGGGUCUAAAGAGUAUGCAAAAUCUGCGCUACCACCGAAACACGAUCACAAUCAGAUAUAUAAAAUAAAAGAAAUAAACCUCCCUUAUAACGCAGCUAACUUUCAAAAAACUUUUCUACCGGAGUACACAAAUUUCGAUUUAACCAGUAGCGCGAUUCAACAAAAUAUAUCUGCAAGCGAUAAAAUUCCCUUAACAUUCUUAAAUGGCAAUGUACCGCCCGAUAUGAACAAAUCUGAAUCAGACCCAUCUGGCAUAGCUUUACCACUUAUUAAUAACACACAUUUUAUUAUAAGCCCAGAAGAAUCUACAUAUGCCUAUCAAGGCAUACCGUUUUCGCUACCAGCAAAUUUUGGUUACCUGCAACCAGCGGACACUCAAAAAAAUUUAAGCUUGGAUUUAUCGAUGCCAGAAAAGACAGAAGAGUCAUCAAAAAUUUAA
Messenger RNA from Drosophila subobscura, 1740 nucleotides. RefSeq lists its product as uncharacterized. The coding region runs from base 1 to 1740 and encodes 579 amino acids. The record is from RefSeq and is a predicted model, not a curated record. The transcript has a single exon. Lineage: Eukaryota; Metazoa; Arthropoda; Insecta; Diptera; Drosophilidae.